Messenger RNA from Saccostrea cuccullata (small rock oyster), 1541 nucleotides. Its product is annotated as protein phosphatase 1K, mitochondrial-like. Gene Ontology annotation, biological process: peptidyl-threonine dephosphorylation. The transcript has 4 exons. Gene Ontology annotation, molecular function: protein serine/threonine phosphatase activity. Gene Ontology annotation, cellular component: cytosol; mitochondrion; nucleus. The record is from RefSeq and is a predicted model, not a curated record. NCBI's taxonomy places the organism in Eukaryota, Metazoa, Mollusca, Bivalvia, Ostreida, Ostreidae. The coding region runs from base 240 to 1388 and encodes 382 amino acids.
UUUUAUGCUCAUUUAGUCCUUAGAAUAUCUAUUUCUUUUCUACUUACAGACCUUCCACUCAUGAGAAUACAAUAACAAUUCAUCUUCAAGUCAGCUGAAUUUAAUUAAAGUACAUAAUGUAUUAAUUCUGAGAAUGUAAUAUUAUCCAAAGACAUAAGGAUGAUGAGGAAAAAAUAGAUCACAAGGUCUCUAAGUUUAGAUAAACUUUGAAAAGUUCUCUUAGAAUCAAGAUUACUGACAUGAAUAUUCAGGGGCCACUACGAAAAUGCAUCAUGUGUCAUGUGUGCAAUUGCAAGAAGGCUAGGACUAGAUUUGUUCCACUUCAAUACAUGAGUGCCAAAAAGUACCACCCUAGUAAAAACUCCUUUUAUAAGAAAAAUAGCACAACUGGUGGCAUACUGAGUGAUCCAGAAAAUAAAGGGGAAAGACAACAGGGGGUGAAUUUUGAUACCCUCGGUAGCUGGAACAAUCGCAUCAAUAUGCCAAUAGCAGUGGAAAAGAGCAUCAAGAUGGGAAAAUUAAUUCCCGAAAUCCCUCUGGAGGAAGUCGGGGUAGCCUCUCACAUGGGGAGAAAAACAGUGAAUGAGGAUAGGUAUAUUGUGGAGAAAAUUUCACCGGAGAUUCUUUGCUUUGGGAUUUUUGAUGGACACGGUGGAGAUUUGGCAUCUGAGUAUGUGUCUCAGAAUUUACCAUAUUUUAUCAAGCAUUGGUUAAGACAAACAGACGAUCUAAAUGAGGUGCUGACACAGUCUUUUCUGGACAUCAACAAUAUGCUGACUCGUCACUUAAAUUUUUACUAUAUAGGCUCCCCACUGUACAACUGUGGUACCACAGCAACAGUUUGCCUGUUGCAUCAUGGGAUAAAGCUCCAUGUUGCUCACGUUGGAGACACAAGGGCUGUGUUAUGUAGAGAGAGUCAUGCUGUCAGGUUAACAGAAGAUCACAACCCUGAUGACCCAAGGGAAAUUGAACGUAUCACUAAGAGUGGGGGGUUCAUUGUCAGCAAUAGUUUAGGUGUUCAUCAGGUUGAUGGGAGAUUGUCCAUGACAAGAAGUAUAGGAGAUAUUGAGUUAAAGAGUAGAGGAGUGAUCGCAAAGCCAUCACUUAAAACAGAGACCCUGAAACACGGAAAAGAUGGAUUUCUGAUCCUGAGUUCUGAUGGACUGAACUUUGUUUUAAAUGACAAUGAGGUAGUGGACAUAGUUGGUAUUUGUCAAAACCCCAAGGAUGCUGCCACUUUCAUCACAGAUCAAGCUCUGCAGUUUGGAACAGAAGACAACACAACUGUUGUAGUAGUUCCACUGGGAGCCUGGGGCAAAUACAGAAACACAACCAGAACCAUUCCGUAUAGUUUUGGGAGGAAUCUGGUGGGAGGAAGAUUUGGGUAGCUAGUUUUACAUGCCUUGCAAUGGGAGAUUAUUGUAUUUAUUUGGAUGGAAAGCUGUGAAUUAAAAUUAGGGUUUUCUUUAACUUGCAUGAAUUUAAAUACAACAUGUUAUUUCAAGCAGUGUGCCAUUGAUGAAAAGUGGUAUAGAAUUUUG